UCCUUCCUAUAGGUAUAUAAUAGGAGCGCAUGCACUGUUUUGGAUCUUCCGAGAUAUUAAAGCCACCUCGAGGGGAAUAACUUUCCUGAUAAAUAAUUUGCUUGUGUUUACCUUCCUUCUGGCUGUCUGGGAUAGCCAAGCAUACAAACAAAUGAGUUUCCUAAGCAAUGAAUUGACAAAUUACUGUGGAAAUCCUGGUUAGUUCUUGGAGUACGCUUACUAAUUCUUGAGCUGAGCUUGCAGGCUGUGCAGCCUUUCCCAGCACACGUGAGGAGACUGCGUGAUAACGCGAUGCUGCGAUAGUGCAGGGAAGUGGGAGACGUACCCUAAAGCAUUAAUUAAAUGUUUUGAUGAAACGCUUGCAAAAACACUUCACGACGCUUCUUUAGGUAUAAAUUUGCUGCAGGAAGGCACGGCGUUGUUAGGAAGCUGUUUCAGGUGAUUGUAUCUGCAUCUCGGAGCUGUGGAAGCUCUGCCUGCAGAAACGAGGCUUGAAUGGCACCCAAGUCAAUCAGAUCUGGAUUGUAGAUAUAAUUUUCUGCAGACACACACACACACAGAGGGCUGAGAUUCAGAAGGCAAGACUUUAAAUACUCUUUCUUAAGAAUUAUGCAAGCUAUUCACUAACUUCAGAUGAAUCUUUUUUUGGCGUAUUUGUAUAGGAGCAGAAGUUUAAUUAGAUUUUUUUCCUCUCUGGAGUGUUACUGGAAUUAAUGCCCUCAAUGCUGAAAUUAAUUCUUUCUAGUAGGGUGAGCCUUUAUCUUGUAGUUGUCCAGUCCGUGCACCAUUGCAACGUAAACCUCAGUAAUUUUUGUUAAAUAACAGGUGCUGCAGAAAGACAGAUAAAAUGGUCCUGUCUGGUAAUCCUGUUUUCUGUGUAAAUCUGAACUAGGGAAGGGAUUGUCCUAGACAAGAACAAACUGGGAAGAGCUCUUGGGCUGUCUGAUCUCUUGUCUGCUUUGCAAAAAGAUCAGAUUAAUGAAUGUAAUCAGAUUAAGGCUGAACAAGGGAACGUAUCUGGGGGGCAUCGGAACUCUGAGACUGAAGAGCUGUAUGGAAAAUGAAUGCUAAGGGCCCAGCUUUGCUCUACUUAUUAGUUUAGUAGAAAGAGGCCAAUUUGCCUUGGAGUUUGCAAGCUCUGAUCAAGGCUUUCUCCUUACUUGGAAUAUUUAUAAACCUUAGUCCCAUGUGUCCUUUCUGGAUGCACCAUCUCUAUUUAUCACCAACAUCUUGUGUUUUUUUGGCUCUUGGUUGUCUUGGGCACGUCUUUGGAAGUUGCAGAGGUGAAGAGGUGUAUAUAUAGGUGAGUGGAGCAAUUGAAUGAACAGAGAACUGCAGGGAGCCAGCAGGACAAGCAUGAAUGAACGGGAAGAUAACGCUCCAUCUGCAUGGGAAAAGCAUGUGUGGGGCUUUCCGCCGAGCUCUGGAGCUGGCUUGUCGUGGAGUGAGACCAGAAAAGCUGCUGUCCCGACGUGCCCCUGCUCUCCAGGGAUUAGGAACAGCAGAGCCCAGCUGGGGCUGGCGGCAGCUCUGUGGGCACCUACCUGUUCUUGGGUUCUGCUCCUGGGCUGGCCAAAAAAGCUGUGGCUUCACUUCCAGCAGCUGUCCCCUUCUUGGGCUGAGCAGGAGGAGGAUGGCCUAUGCAGAAGAGGACAGAAAUAGCUAUGAGGUGUACAAGGAAACAGCAGACUGGUUGCGUGCCCGCACUGCUCAGUGCCCAAAGAUUGCCAUCAUCUGCGGAUCCGGGCUGGGAGACCUGGCAGAUAUGCUGGAGCACAAGAUGGUCUUUCCCUAUGAGGAUAUCCCUCACUUCCCACGGAGCACAGUGUCAGGGCACGAGGGCAGGCUGGUGUUUGGGGAGCUGAGCGGGCGGCCGUGUGUGUGCAUGCAGGGGCGCUUCCACUUCUACGAGGGAUACUCCAUCAGCACGGUCACCUUUCCCAUCAGGGUCUUCUUUCUCCUGGGGGUGGAGGUCUUGAUUGUCACCAAUGCUGCUGGGGGGCUGAACCCCAACUUUCAGGUGGGAGACAUCAUGCUCAUUAGAGAUCACAUCAGCAUGUUUGGCAUGGGAGGGCAGAACCCGCUGCGUGGACCAAACGAUGAGAGGUUCGGCGUGAGGUUCCCGUGCAUGUCUGAUGCCUAUGACCAAGAUCUGCUCAGCCUGGCCAUGGAGAGUGCCCAGGAGCUGGGCUUCCUGGGCUUCACCCGAGAUGGGGUGUACUGCAUGAUGGCAGGUCCCUGCUAUGAGACCAUCGCCGAGUGCCGCCUGCUGCAGGCCCUGGGAGCAGAUGCUGUGGGCAUGAGCACCGUGCCAGAGGUGAUCGUGGCCCGGCACUGUGGCCUGUGUGUCCUCGGGCUGUCCCUCAUCACCAACACGGCAGUGAUGAGCUAUGGCAGCCAGGAGAAAGCCAGCCACGAAGACGUUCUGCGCGUCUCAGCGGCCCAGGCCAAAGCCCUGCAGAACUUGGUUGUGCACCUCAUCGGCAAGCUUGGCCCAAAUUCCCCCUGACCUCAAGCAUUUAGCAUCCGAAUCACAGCGCAUGGAUGCUAGGAUGUGCCAAGGGAGAGCCCUUGGUGAGCUGGUCCCAGUUUGGAACCCAGUGUUUUCCAGUUUGGAACAGAUUGUUGGUUUCUCUUUCUGGUUGGGAUGGUCCCACUCUGAUGUCCCAACUGGGAGGAGAUGGUUGAGCUUUGUCUCUGUGCUUUAGCUAGUUGGAUGCUGAGGUUUGCUCUGAAUCUUGCCGCAAUGAUCCCCUUUUUGGUAGCCAGCUGCCUUGUUGGCCUAGGAAAGUCCUCUGCUGGCCUGUGGAAAGAUUGAGCUUUCCAUGAACCUAAGACACAUCAGGAGCCACCGUGCUCUCGUUAUGCUGAUGGUCUAUGAGGGAAAGGUGACUGUUCCCCAUAUCAAUGCAUUAUUCAUUAUCCCCCAAAGGUCGGACUGUGGCUGAGUGUGAAGCAGGGGCUGUAAUUACGAGGUGACUUUUUACAUUCAUUUAUCUUGGAGCUCUCCAUCGAGCCCAUGGAGUCAGAGCCAGCGCUCAGCAAUGACACGGGCUGAACCCAGCAGCCCAGCUCAUCGUGGAGAGCUUCCAAUCUGCCUUCCUAAAUUUAGUGGAUCAAUUGCACACCAGCACUCCAUGCAGGCUUCAGCCCGCUGUGACAUCCCUUUGCCUUGGGGCACAGAAGGAUGCUGUGGCUCAGUGAAUUUGUCUGUGUGUGUAUUUGGAGCCUUCUGUGUUGGUACCAAGGGAUGGAUGCUGUGUUGGGAGCGAUGCAGAUGUUGGCACCGUCAGAAUUAUAGGAUGGUUUGCGAUGGAAAGGACCCUAAAGGCCGUCUGCUCACACUGAGCAGGGACACCCACAGCUCCAUCAGCGCUCACAGCCCCGUUCCCUGACCUUGGCUGUCUGCAGGGAUGGGGCAGCACCAGCUCUCUGAGCAGCCAACUUUCCCCUCUCCCUUCUCAGACCCAUCCCAGCCUGUGCUUGUUUUGUUACAGGGCAGAGGGAGGCUGGCUAAUAUCCCCCUGCCUGGAAAAUGGUGCUUCAUGUCCAUCUAAUUAAUACUUGGUAAAUACAAAGCCUCUCGAGUGCACGCAGAAGGCAGCUGUGCGGUUGGCCGUAGCUAAGGCUGGGAUUUCAGAUGGCCUCGUUAAUUAAGCAGCAUCAGGCUGGGCUGCAGUGUGCAGGGAGGCCUCUGGGUGGGGGCCUGGGCUCCUCCAGCACCAUUGGCCCUCCCUGAGGGGUGGGUGGUGGGCUCUAAGGAUGGCUGUAGGGUGGGAUUUCAUGUAAGGCAGCUUUUAGGGUGAAGCCAUGUGCGUACGGGUUCCCAACAUCUAUCAAAUGACUCUUCUACCUUUGCCAAAUUGUUCUAUAGAAAUACUUCCUAGUCUAACCGUAGAUAGAUUAGGUUGGAAGGGACCUUAAAGAUCAUCUAGUUCCAAUCUCUGCCCAUCAGCCCGUGCUUAUGACUGCUCUAGGCCACGUCCCUCAGUGCCACAUCCCCAGGGCUCUUGGGCAUCCCUAGGGAUGGUGGCUCUUCCAGCUCCUUGCAGCCCGGUGCCUCGCUGCUCAGUCCAAGAAGAAAUUUUGCCCAACGCCAAUCUGAAAUGAGGGGGAGAUUUACUAUGAAUGAGAGGAUCCAUCUGGUUUUGAGGUGCUUUCAGCCCAGCCAUCUUUAUUGCUGAUGGGUUUCCAAAGGCACGACGGU
Molecule: messenger RNA, 4207 nt
Organism: Lagopus muta (rock ptarmigan)
Lineage: Eukaryota; Metazoa; Chordata; Aves; Galliformes; Phasianidae
Product: purine nucleoside phosphorylase-like
Exons: 9
Coding region: 1361-2509 (382 amino acids)
Biological process (GO): nucleoside metabolic process
Cellular component (GO): cytoplasm
Molecular function (GO): purine-nucleoside phosphorylase activity
Source: RefSeq, a predicted model, not a curated record